Molecule: messenger RNA, 1144 nt
Organism: Mesoplodon densirostris (Blainville's beaked whale)
Lineage: Eukaryota; Metazoa; Chordata; Mammalia; Artiodactyla; Ziphiidae
Gene: CAVIN4
Product: caveolae associated protein 4
Exons: 3
Coding region: 41-1144 (367 amino acids)
Biological process (GO): regulation of gene expression
Cellular component (GO): cytoplasm; caveola
Source: RefSeq, a predicted model, not a curated record
UAUAAAGUCAGACCCACUUCUUCCACAAUGACCACAGCAAAUGACCAAGCAUGAACUGAAGAAUCGCCUGUCGAGUGUGACAGAAGAUGAAGACCAAGACGCUGCUCUUACCAUCGUGACUGUGCUGGACAAAGUAGCUGCCAUCGUGGACAGCGUGCAGGCCAGCCAGAAGAGGAUAGAGGAGAGACACAGGGAGAUGGAAAAUGCCAUAAAGACCGUCCAGAUUGACCUGCUGAAGUUUUCGCAGUCACACAGCAACACGGGUUAUGUCAUUAACAAGUUGUUUGAGAAAACGCGAAAGAUCAGUGCUCACAUUAAAGAAGUGAGGGCCCGAGUGGAGAAGCAACAAACUCACGUCAAAAAAGUUGAAACCAAGCAAGAGGAAAUAAUGAAGAAGAACAAAUUCCGUGUGGUAAUAUUCCAGGAGGAUAUUCGGUGUCCAACGUCCCUGUCUAUCAUGAAAGACAGAAGCUUGACUGCUGAGGGUCCAGAGGAAGAGGACGAUAUCUUCGAUCCCCCAGUUGAUCUGUCUUCGGAUGAAGAAUAUUAUGUUGAAGAUAGCAGAUCUGCCAGGCUUAAAAAGUCAGGCAGGGAGCGCAUUGAUAAUAUCAAAAAGGCCUUUUCCAAAGAAAACAUGCAGAAGACACGGCAGAAUUUUGACAAGAAAGUGAACAGAAUUAGGACUAGAAUAGUGACACCAGAGAGGAGAGAGCGGCUAAGGCAGUCAGGGGAGAGGUUAAGGCAGUCAGGGGAGAGGUUAAGGCAGUCGGGGGAGAGGCUGAAGCAGUCAGGGGAAAGGUUUAAGAAAUCUAUUUCUAAUGCAGCUCCUUCAAAGGAAGCUUUUAAGAUACAUAGCCUUCGGAAAACUAAAGACCGUGCUGUGGCCGAAGGUCGCGAAGAGGUCAGGGAGAUAGAGGUGGACAUCAUUGCCAGGAGCAAGUCUCUGGGCCCCAUCAGUGAGCUGUACACCGAGGUGCUCAGUGAAACAGACGUGCUCAGUGAAACAGACCCUGAGGAGGCCAGAGCCUCACAUCCUCCCCGAGAAGGCGGGGAAAUCUCAACCCCCGAGCCUUUAAAAGUUACUUUUAAACCCCAGGUGAAAGUAGAGGAUGAUGAAUCUCUUUUGCUAGAUUUAAAGCAGUAA